Molecule: messenger RNA, 3574 nt
Organism: Hemicordylus capensis (graceful crag lizard)
Lineage: Eukaryota; Metazoa; Chordata; Lepidosauria; Squamata; Cordylidae
Gene: AKAP17A
Product: A-kinase anchoring protein 17A
Exons: 5
Coding region: 590-2635 (681 amino acids)
Biological process (GO): regulation of RNA splicing
Cellular component (GO): cytosol; nuclear speck
Molecular function (GO): protein kinase A binding; RNA binding
Source: RefSeq, a predicted model, not a curated record
GAAAAGAGCUGCGGAGCGAAGCGGUGGCUCCUCCUCCCCCUCGGGCUGCCUUGUUUCUUUGCGGUCGGCGCCGGGAGACUAAAGAUCCAGAGGCGAGGCGCCAAGCGAAGGGGCAAGGCUCGGUCAAGGACGCCUGGCGACAGAAAAAUGAAAAGAAGAACUGGCUAUAACAGUUGGAAUUCAUCUUUCACGGUUGUGAUGUAUCAUAAUCUGCAAGCACUCUGAAGCAGAACACUCAGAAGCCUGUUGCUAUUUCUGCAUCAUAAAUAUAGUUAACAUUUUAAUAUUAUUCUGUGUUUCCCUUACAUAGCGUUUCUAUUUCUCGAAGACUUGACUUGUACUGUUUGCAGUUGGAGUACAGUGUGAAAGAGAAUAGCCUUAUUCAAAGACUUGAUAUAAGUUGACAAAUUUUAACAGACCUUCAGGCAGAGAGGGCUUAUCCUCAGCUCUCCCAUUGAAUGCUACAUUUUGAAGUGCUUAAUUGUUAAAAUGGUCUCUUAUUCAAAGAAAGGGAUUGCUUUCUUGCAGUGUCUACAGAGUAAAUAAGCCUACUCUUCUUUGUUGCUAGCUUUAUCACUUUUUUGCAGCGAUGGCAGCUGCUACAAUAAUACAUGAUACAUCUGAAGCAGUGGAGCUCUGCGCUCCUUAUGGGCUAUACCUUAAGCCCAUCACAAAAAUGACUAUCAGUGUGGCACUUCCUCAGUUAAAACAGCCUGGGAAGUCUAUAUCCAACUGGGAAGUGAUGGAAAGACUGAAAGGAAUGGUGCAGACACAUCAGUUCUCAACAUUGCGGAUCUCCAAAAGCACUAUGGAUUUCAUCCGCUUUGAGGGAGAGGUAGAAAAUAAGAGUUUGGUUAAAUCCUUUCUUGCAUGCCUGGAUGGCAAAACCAUAAAACUUAGUGGUUUUUCAGAUAUUUUAAAAGUUCGUGCUGCAGAAUACAAAAUAGAUUUUCCUACUCGACAUGACUGGGACUCCUUUUUUCGUGAUGCAAAAGAUAUGAAUGAAACUCUGCCAGGGGAACGACCAGACACUAUUCAUUUGGAGGGUUUGCCUUGUAAAUGGUUUGCACUCAAAGAUUCUGGCACAGAAAAACCAAAUGAAGAAGUUCUUAUCAAGGUGUUCAGUAAAUUUGGUGAAAUACGUAAUGUGGAUAUACCCAUGUUGGACCCAUAUAGGGAAGAAAUGACGGGCAGAAACUUCCAUACAUUCAGUUUUGGAGGCCAUUUGAAUUUUGAAGCCUACGUUCAGUAUGAGGAAUAUGCAGGUUUCAUCAAGGCUAUGAAUGCUUUGCGAGGGAUGAAGCUGAUGUACAAAGGUGAAGAUGGUAAAGCAGUGGCUUGUAACAUAAAGGUUUCAUUUGAUUCAACAAAGCAUCUCAGUGAUGCUUCAAUUAAGAAACGUCAGCUUGAAAGACAGAAGCUCCAAGAACUUGAAAAGCAGAGAGAAGAACAAAAGCGUAAAGAAAAAGAAGCAGAGGAAAGACAAAAAGAGGAGGAAAGGAAACAGAAAGAACUGGAAGAGUUGGAGAGAGAGAGAAAAAGGGAAGAGAAAUUACGCAAAAGAGAACAGAAACAGAAGGAUCGUGAAAUUCGUAGAAACAAGAAAAGGCUUGAAAAAAUACAAGCCGAAGAGCAGAAAAAACUGCAAGAGAAGAUAAAAUUAGAGGAGAGGAAGCUUCUCUUGGCUCAGAGAAACCUUCAGUCCAUUCGACUAAUUGCUGAACUGCUGAGCAGAGCCAAGGCACUAAAGCUUCUGGAGCAGGAGCACAAUGAGGAAAAAGUCCGUCUUCAGCAGUUGGAAGAGAAGAGGAAGCUGCAAGAAGCUGAACUCCGACGUGUGGAGGAGGAAAAAGAGAGAGCUCUUGGGCUGCAGAAGAAAGAAAGGGAAUUAAGAGAGAAGCUCUUAAGCAAUCUCAUGAACAAGAAAAUAGAAGUAACUCAUCUGUCAAAGAUGGAACCUAACGCUCUGCAGUCUGCCCCUUUGAAAAUUAUUGUGGGUGUUUCCCAUUGCAUCACAUCUACCUCAGCACAGUCCAUCUUGGCCAAACCAGUUCAGCUCUGUCAGAACAGCAGAACAGCUAAUGAAAGCCCAAGUCCUCCUCUGAAGUACUUGAAUGGGAGCCUUCAUGAGGAAGUUCACAUCAACAAAGCUAAGAUUAAUAUUGGCAAUCGGACCAUGGUUUCUGAUGAAAGUAGCUCAGGUGUUCUUUCAUGUAUCCCUGCAAAUCAACAACACAAGGGCACACCAGACCAUGAGCAGAACUUCAAGAAGGACUUGCUGUCUGAACAAGGCAAGUGUAAUAGAGAGCCAAGUAAGGGGAAGAGCCACUCAUAUAAAGACUUGCGUAACCAUCCUAGCAAAGAUAAAAUUGAAAAGAAUAGGCAUGGACGAGGCUUAAGUAGUGAGGAUGAAAAAUGUAGAAAAGAGAGGCGCCUCCAUAAAAAGUACUCUGCAAAAAGUAACAGUCCUCACCAGAGGAGUUUAAGUCGAGAACAUCCACGGCAUAGGAGAUCUUACAGUAGUGACAGAGAGCAGGAUAAGAGAGGGCGCAGUCACGGUCACAAGAGUGCAGGCAAGAGACACAAACAUCGGAAGAGAUCUUUGAGCAACCAAAGAAGCAUUUGGAGUAGGUAAUAAAGGACUAGGCCUUCUGUAAGGGCUAGCUCAAACAGAACUGGAAUGGGUUUCUCAUCUCUCUGACAUCUGGGGAGGAAAAAAAUACUGAUUGGAAAUUUUACUUGAAUACAGUUUAUGGAAUCGAGAUGCAUAUAACCACGCUUAGCAAAAAUACUUUUUGUGACUUCUGUCAGUUUUCUGCUGGCUUGCUAAAGUACCAUACAUUCUGAUCAUUCUUGCUCAUGUUUUCUCUGUGACACAUGCCUGAUUAGACUUUCAUGAUUCUUCUGUUGGGUCAUUUUUUGUUUCUAAUGACUGCAAUCACAGCAACCUCUUAUUUAGAAACUGGCAUGUGUAUGUUUCUAAAAGGAAAUGCAAGCUUGACAAUUUACUGCAUACUUGAUUAAUAGAAACUUAAUUCUGUGCAGGAUGUUUUGCUGUCUGGAUUGAUGCAACCAUAAAGACACAUGUAUUUUUAUACAGUACUGUAAUACCUUUGUUGCUCUUUGGGAAAUGUAUACUUAAUAGAUUGUGACAGGGCCCAAAUAGUCACUGUUUGCUAUUUUACAUUUUCAGAGUUCUGUUACAUUUCAAAAGAACAUAUCUCUGAAAAAAUAGAUCUGGAGGUUGCUAGUAUUGUUUGACUGGGUUCCUUUUUGUUCAAACCAUUGGUUGAAAUACUUCUUUACAUACAAUUUCACAGACAUCUUAUCUUUUAAAAGAGGGACCUCUUGCUAAAUUGUUUUACUUGCAAUGUUAAAGUUCAAAAUAAGUUUCUCUUAAGUAACCUUUUUAUAUAUCUUUGCUUCUGGAAUGAAGCUCAGGUAUUUCCAAAAUAAUAUUAACAUUGCAGUGCAAAACCAGCUUUUUUACCAUCUUAUGGUAAAAUGCAAAAGCCAUUGCCAGUGAACUGUUUCCUAUUUCGGUACAUUAAAGAUAUACAUAUACAACAUCAAA